Elephantulus edwardii (Cape elephant shrew) is the source of this 1287-nucleotide messenger RNA. RefSeq names its product Src homology 2 domain containing F (gene SHF). Gene Ontology annotation, molecular function: phosphotyrosine residue binding. NCBI's taxonomy places the organism in Eukaryota, Metazoa, Chordata, Mammalia, Macroscelidea, Macroscelididae. The transcript is spliced from 6 exons. The record is from RefSeq and is a predicted model, not a curated record. Bases 364 to 1083 code for a protein of 239 amino acids.
CCGGCAGCGCCCCCCGUGCCUCCCCCGGACAUCCUGGCAGCCUACCGGCUGCAGCGGGAGCGCGACUUCGAAGACCCCUACCUGGGGGUGAGGUCGUCCGGCUCCACGGCCCUCGCCACUCCCGCUGCCCCCGGCCCCACGCCACCCCCACGCCACGGCUCGCCACCCCAUCGCCUCAUUCGGGUCGAGACUCCUGGGCCCCCAGCACCCCCUCCCGAGGAGCGGAUCUCUGGACCCCCCGCUAGCAGCGACAGGCUGGCAAUCCUAGAAGAUUAUGCGGACCCAUUUGAUGUUCAGGAGACUGGCGAAGGCCCAGCAGGAGCUUCAGGAGCCCCAGAAAAGAUCCCUGAAAAUGAUGGGUACAUGGAACCCUACGAAGCCCAAAAGAUGAUGGCUGAGAUCCGGGGCUCCAAGGAGACUGCAGCUCAGCCCCUGCCUCUGUAUGACACACCCUAUGAGCCAGAAGAAGAGGGAGCCACCCCAGAGGGUGAAGGGGCCCCCUGGCCCUGGGAAUCCCGCCUGCCUGAGGAUGAUGAGCGGCCCCCUGAGGAAUAUGACCAGCCCUGGGAGUGGAAGAAGGAGCGGAUUUCCAAAGCCUUUGCAGCCCAAUUUGAAGGAUCCGAGAAGAGCUGCCUGUCACCUGGCCGGGAGGAGAAGGGGCGACUACCUCCCCGACUCUCUGCAGGGAACCCCAAGUCAGCCAAGCCCCUAAACAUGGAGCCCAGCAGCCCCCUGGGGGAGUGGACAGACCCAGCACUGCCUCUGGAAAACCAGGUAUGGUACCACGGGGCCAUCAGCCGCACAGAUGCCGAGAACCUGCUCCGGCUGUGCAAAGAGGCCAGCUACCUGGUGCGCAACAGUGAGACCAGCAAGAAUGACUUCUCUCUCUCCCUCAAGAGCAGUCAGGGCUUCAUGCACAUGAAGCUUUCGAGGACAAAGGAACACAAGUAUGUGCUGGGCCAGAACAGCCCGCCCUUCAGCAGCGUUCCUGAAAUCGUGCACCACUAUGCCAGCCGCAAACUGCCCAUUAAGGGGGCUGAGCACAUGUCCCUGCUCUACCCUGUGGCCAUCCGGACUCUAUAGAUGUGUGGCCAGCAUGGUGACAGACCUGGGCCCAGCGCUGUGGACCUCGACCUCAGAAACCCUUCUUUCCCUUUCUCUCCCUAGGAUCCAGAGGGAGUUGGAGGAUCUUAAUUUAUUCUAAAGAGGAAAGGUUACGGGUGGGACCUGUAAAGUUAAAGGUGGCUGUAACUGGGGUAGAGAAAUUUCUGGGGAGAAAGGACGGCC